UAUUCAUAUGAUCAACUUCGUGCAACUAAGAAAGAGCUGGAAUAUUGAUCAAACUGUACAAUUUCGUUUUAUACAUUAAUCAGUGAUAGAGCUUAGGAGAUGGCGGCAAGAAAUAAUCUCAAGCUGCUGGCGGCGUUCUUUUUGUGUUUUAGAACCAUUUCUGGCGUCUACUAUUUCGGCUAUAGUGAGUGUCACUACAGCAAGAGCAAGGUAAAAUGUCUUGGUGGCGGGUACGCCAUACACAGAGCUGGUUCCCAAUUACAGCGUUUCCCGGACCUGCGCAACAGUGAGACCUGUUUGAAAAUCAGUGACAAUCUUAUUAAAGCGUUUCCUGCCGACCUUGAACUGUAUAGAAGUGUUUCAGUGCUUGAUGUGUCCAAAAAUCGUAUAUCUACUUUGCCGAAUAAUUUGGAUGCAUUAAACCAACUGAAGGCGUUGGAUAUCAGCGAAAACCUCAUUUCGAAGUUGUCCCCGACCAUCCGAUUCCCAUCGACAUUGCAAUCGCUUCUGAUUUCAAAGAACAGGAUACAGAUCCUACCAGACAGUAUCAAAAUACCAGGCCUCUUUGUUCUUGACGUGUCUGGCAACCAGCUCAGUGGUAUCACAAAGGGAUUUUGUAUGUCUGAUCAGCUUAUCCGCGUCGACUACUCGGAAAACCCAAUUGGAACGGACCUGGCCCCUUAUGUGGAUACUUUGAACGGAUGCCCGAACGCAAACGGAAUACCGUUUUGUCUGUUUACUGAUAGAAGUCUCAUGGCGUGUGACUGUGAAAAUCUUGCAGGAAUCCUUGGAAAGCCACCGGCAUUUCAGUUUGGAAUGAUAGAACAAAGCAAAUAUAUGACGUGUGCGGAGGGAACCAGUACACCAGAGUAUGCAAAGAAAGAAAUAUUUAACGUCGGCGCCACUGAUUUCAAUAGCACUUGUGCAUCUGCCAUCGUAGCUUUGCAAAAUAAAAAUGGUGAUCACAAAACAUCUGAUAGCGUCGUAAAUGUUCGAAUAGGCCCAGUUUUGAUGGUUUUCUCAGUUCUUUUCAGUGUUUUGUAAAUAUAUUGUUCUAAAUGAUUUUGUAAAAUGAGUAUUAUCGCUUUUAGAUCCAAUUAAGACCAAUAUUGAAUACCAGCCCUGACCUUGUUAAAAAUAUUGACUUAAUUGACCGUUAUAAAUAAGUUGCCGUUUUGUAUUUCAUAUGAUAAUUUUAUAUUAAAAACCCAAGUAUGUACAAAGGUAUUGAACUAAUGAAAUCGCAAAACAUCGUCAUUUUUCUUUUUGUUUUGUUUGUGUCUAUAUGUGUAUCCUUGUAGUAUACCAUGUAUCAUUGUGACCACAUUAAUUGUUUUCUGAUGCAUAUCAUGCUUUGUCAAGAAAAUGUUAUUAACAUCCUUACAACAAUAAUCAAUUAUGUUUGUCUGUCUGAUAAUAAUUCUAGUUCAGUCGGAAAUUAGUUGUUGACCUUAUUAUGUUAGGCAUGUAGUGUCUGUAUUGUAAAUGGGCGUAUUAAGCCAAGCCUUUUACUUUUUAAAUUUGGAUAAAUAGAGUCUGUGUUGGGGUCUUUGAUUAUGUGUUACCUGUAUCUGAUUAUGAUAUAUGUUUAGUGUUUGAUAACAUGCUUGUUCAUUAUAUGACUGACAUGAUGGAUCAUUGUGCUGUUGAAUUGUAUAUGAAUAAACUACUGUGUCCUUGUUACCCAAGUAUGUACAAGAACAAUGUACAAUUGUUAAAUGGUUAACAAAUUUGCAAACUGAUUUAAAUGAAAACAUGUAUUGCAAAUAAAUUAUUUAGAAGAAAAAACAUUCAGUCAUUAUUGAAUAACGAAACAGAUUUUAAUUUUUUCAUAUAUUAUUUAUUACAUUUCUUAUCAAAUUUAUUGCAAAACAUUUACUGUGAGGGAAGAAAGCUAUCAUGAAAACAGUCAAGCUGGUUUAACACUGAGUGCAAAAGAACUAAAGAUAAUUCUUAUUGUAGCACGAAAACAUUUGCUUCUGUCGAAAAUAUGGUUAAUCUUAAUUUAUUUUUGCAAGCUAGGAACGAAUAUAAUUUUGCUAAACGUCAAGCAAAAAAUAUUUACUGAAGUAAAGAUUAUUAUCUUAACGCUUCUUAAGUAAAUCAAAUUCGCGUAAGUUUUGGAAGUUUAUUAAGAAAUGUAAUCAAUUGAAAUCAGUUGUAAACAAUGCAGACAAAACUGAAUUUGUAAAUCAUUUUAAGAAUAUGGCUUUCACGAUUGAGCCGAUGAUGUUAAUAACGAAAAUGUUAAUUGUGAAACAACGAGAACCUCUUUCACUACUCUCGUUUUUUUUUUCGUUUUAUCAUUUAUCAACGAUGUAAGCGAUAGUAUAGCCUUAUACUACCUCGCUCUACGGAUAUUGAUAGACGAUCCUUAUGUCUGUGACUUUUUGCUGAUGGUAUCAAUUUGGCGUAUUUACACAGUGUUACCACAGGUUCACAAAACCUGCAAUUUCAGCUCAAUUGUAUACACACUUAAUACAUAAGUGGUGUGUAAUGGGUGAACAUGGUGCAAUGAAUACAAAUGUAAAUAUUAGGAAAUACGCCAAGUGUAAGAAAUAAAAUUCGAGAGAGAGAGAGAGAGAGAGAGAGAGAGAGAGA
This is a messenger RNA of Mya arenaria, 2601 nucleotides long. RefSeq lists its product as uncharacterized. The transcript has a single exon. NCBI's taxonomy places the organism in Eukaryota, Metazoa, Mollusca, Bivalvia, Myida, Myidae. Bases 100 to 1044 code for a protein of 314 amino acids. The record is from RefSeq and is a predicted model, not a curated record.